This is a messenger RNA of Pseudopipra pipra, 2682 nucleotides long. RefSeq names its product C-type lectin domain family 2 member D-like. Lineage: Eukaryota; Metazoa; Chordata; Aves; Passeriformes; Pipridae. Bases 872 to 1510 code for a protein of 212 amino acids. The transcript has 7 exons. The record is from RefSeq and is a predicted model, not a curated record.
UUCCUGCCGGUCCCCGGCACAUUUUACAAGCAGUGACACAAAUGGGCUGUGCCAGCGCUCGGUGCCCCUGGGCUCCAAACUGCCGGGGCAGGAGCCGCUGGGCACAAUCCUGAGAUACCUUUCCCCACUCCCCUCAUCACGACUGUUGAGCUUUUCUUCACGGAAACAAUUCCCCGUGGUAAUGAAAGGCUGUAUAACAAGGUCAUAAGUAUUAUUAUGUCAAUAUUUGUGCUUGGUUGGGUGCAUUCUGGUCCAUCUUUUAUGGUAUUUAAAGUGCAGAGCCUCCAUCCCAGACUUAUGAGCAGCCACGUGGGACCCCUUCAGCCAAAAACCUCCCCCUGGGUUUCUCAGAUGUCACGAUGGUGGUCAUACAUCCCCAACAGCUUCUCAUUUCUUCUGGCUCCAAACUGUGCAGUUUUCACGAGGUGACAGUUUGGAAUAAUUCUGUCCCCUGCCUGGGUGAGGAGGGGGGUGACAGAGCAGCAUCUGGCACCAACCAGGGCCAGCCCAUCACAGAUCCCUUGGUUGGGAACUCUUAAAUAUUUCUAAGUAAGCAAGGUGCAAAAAAUGGACUUUGUUCCUUCAAAAAUGAACCACACUGAGAAUUGUUGGAGAACAGCAAAACAGCCAAAGAGCUGUAAACUGAAAACCACGCCUCUGUGGUUGACUCCCGUCCUGUCUCUGGCUCAAAGACUCAGUUCCGAGAAAUCAGCCACCCGUUGACAGCUGCCCUGCGAGCCCCUUGUUGCUGACAGGGGUUGCUUCUCGGGAAGAGAAAUGAGAAAAUCGUGGUGAAAAGAGGCUGCCGAGUGCAUCCACCCCACAGAGCCCAGGGAACGUCAGCCCCGGGCCAUGAGGUUUCUGUGCCACGAUGGGGAAGGGAAUCCAAAAGCCAAAUUCUUCAAUCCAGGAAGAAACACUGAACACCUGCAGUGAUCCAGAGAAACAGUGCAAAUGGGGGUCCUACAGAACCGAGUCAGACCGGAGAACAUCCCCCAAGAUGUGUGUUCUCGCUCAGAGUGUGUUCCUGGGGAUCCUCAGCUUGAGCCUGGUCGUGGCACUGACUGCUCUCAGUGCAAGACCCCCUUUCCCUGAGCUGGAAUUCUCCCACGUGUGCCCAGACACCUGGCCUGGUUUCCAAGGAAAAUGUUAUCAUUUUUCUGAGGCUGAGGGCAACUGGAGUACGGGCCGGGAAAGGUGUGAGGCCCUGGGAGCUUCACUGGCCACCAUAAGCACGAAGGAGGAACUGGCCUUCCUUCUGCGCUAUAAAGGCAAAGCAAACCACUGGAUCGGGCUGGGAAUGAGGGAUAACGGCUGGGAGUGGAUCAAUGGCACGGCCUUGAACGGCAGGUUUGAGGUGAGGGGUGUGGGGUCCUGUGGGUACCUGUACUAUUGGUGGAUCAGCUCGUCCCUGUGCCACACGGAGAAGAACUGGAUCUGCAGCCGCCCCGACAACUUCGUCCUGUGGGAGGGGAAAUUAAGAGACCCCAAACCAGGAGUUUCACCCUAGAUCUCCGGCCAGAUGAGGGAGCUCCACACCAGCACUGCAAGUGGAACUGCUGGGGGAACAUCUCAGUUGUCUGGCUGUGAAAUUUUCGCUGAAUAUCUCAAAAAAUACCUUGUAUUGGAAGGGACCUGACAAGGAUCGUCAAGUCCAACCCUCAGCCCUGCCCAGGCCCAUCCCCAGGAGUCACCCCCUGUGCCCCAGAGGAUCAUCCAAACCCUCCUGGAGCUCUGGCAGGUUUGGGGGCUGUGCCCACUGCCCUGGGGAGCCUGGGCAGUGCCCAAACAGCCUCUGGAGGAAGAUUCUUUUCCUGAGACCCAACCUGACCCUACCCUGACACAGCUCCAGCUCUUCCCUGGGGUUGGCAUCCAGAGGGACCUUGAAAAGUCCUCCAGCAAAGCCUUUGACACUGUCUCCCAGGCAACAUUCCUGGAAAAGCUGCAGCCCAUGGCCUGGACAGGGUCCUCUGUGCUGGGUUAGGAACUGGCUGGAAUGUUGGGCCCAGAGAGUGGUGGGAAUGGAGCUGCAUCCAUUUGGGAUCCAGUCACCAGUGGUGUCCCCCAGGGAUCAGCGUUGGGCCCAGUCCUGUUUAAUAUUGUCCUGGGUUUGAAGAGAGAUGUUGGAAUUUUUUUCCCUAGUGUCCCGUUUUCCCCCUGUCCAUCCCCUCCAUCCCCACCCUUCUGUUUCUCCCUGGAAAGGAGGACUCAGGAGGGGGGGAUGGAGCGGAGCCACAUGCGCCGGGCAGCGCUGGAAUGGGACAGGAGGAGGUUUCCUCUCAGUGCUACCUCAAUAACCUUGGUGCCUUUUGUCAUUGUCACCUCAGUAGCUGGUCUCAAGGAGGUGAACCUGCAGGGACAUGAUGUGGAAGUGGACGUGUGCCUUCGUGGACUAGGGGUUUCUUUCUCCACAAGUCUUCCUCAUCCUCUAGUUAUAUUUACUGUAUAUUUACAUGCUAGGAGUCUACAUCCAUAACACUGUAUGCACUAUAUUCAAGCACUAUAGUGCUUGAAUGUGCACAUGUGAAGUAUUUUUCCAUUGCUGAAAGCUAUAUGAAUCUGUGAAUGUGAAUGUACAAUGUCCUGAUUGUGGCCUCAGCAGAGUUACUGUAUCAGUGCUGCUGCUGUGCUUCUCUCUCCUUCUCCUUUUAUUCCAUUUGCAUUAAAGUUUUUAGGACCCCA